UUAUCAACAGAAAUAUUAAUCGAACAUAACGAAAUACAUGACCAGAAAUCUCCGGAACUGCCGAAACCAAGAAUCGGGACCGUGGUUGCCUCGCAGAGCCAUGAAAAUACAACAUGGCUACCGACGUUCUUUUCUGAAUGGAACCAUAACAUAUAUGCAGCCGAUCAGCCUAGCGCUACACUUUCAGUACCCAAGAACAAAGGCAGAGAGGGCAUGACUUACUUGACUUUCAUUAUCAACAACUAUUCGUCUUUACCAGAAAUCGUCCUUUUCUUGCAUGCUGAGCGAUACCAAUGGCACAAUGACGAUCCUUUGUAUGAUGGUGUACGAACACUGUCGCGACUGCAACUACCUUACGUCCUCGAGCAAGGAUACGUUAACCUUCGCUGCGUUUGGACUCUAGGAUGUCCGAAUGAAAUACACCCACUGGAGAAUCCUGUUGAUGAGAUAACGAGCGACACUUCUACCAGUCAAGUCUAUGCCGCUGCAUUUCGGGAGCUCUUUCCAGGCACACCCGUUCCUGAGAACAUUGGUGUGAGCUGCUGCGCACAGUUUGCAGUAACAAGAGAGACCAUAUUGAAACGACCCAUAGAGGACUAUGAGAGAUUUCGACGUUGGCUACUCGAAACGGAACUCGAAGAUGGGUUGAGCGGACGAGCCUUGGAGUAUUCAUGGCAUAUCAUAUUCGGGAAAGAGGCCAUCUUUUGUCCAAGAGCAGAUCACUGUUAUUGCAAAGUCUAUGGUCUAUGCGACCUAAACUGCGACGAAGAAGGCAAGUGUCGUGAGCAAUACACAUUACCACCGUACUCGACUCUCCCUCAAGGUUGGCCUUGGUAUGGCUGGGACGGCCAGUGGCAGAACGCCAGCGCAAUGUGA
This is a messenger RNA of Aureobasidium musti, 876 nucleotides long. The record is from the annotation of a GenBank genome assembly. Lineage: Eukaryota; Fungi; Ascomycota; Dothideomycetes; Dothideales; Saccotheciaceae.